AUGAAGAGCGUCAGCGACGGGGGAGGCGGGGGAGGGGGAGGAGCGGGCGGGCAGCAGUGCCCGUGCGACUACUGCGGGGAGGCGGCGGCGGCGCUGCACUGCCGCGCGGACGCCGCGCGGCUCUGCGUCGCGUGCGACCGCCACGUGCACGCCGCCAACGCGCUGUCGCGGAAGCACGUGCGGGCGCCGCUCUGCGCCGGGUGCGCCGCGCGCCCGGCCGCCGCGCGCGUCUCCCCCGUCCCGGGCGCCGACUCGGCGUUCCUCUGCGCCGACUGCUGCGACGCCGGCUGCGACACCGCCGCGGCGGCGGCGCGCGUGCCGGUCGAGGGCUUCUCGGGCUGCCCCUCGGCGGCCGAGCUCGCCGCGUCAUGGGGGCUCGACCUCCGCCGCGCGGCCGUGGGCGACGACGGUCACGGCCGCGCGGAGGACAAGGACGGCGGCGACAUCGACGACGACCCCUUCCUCUCGGCGCUCGACUACUCCGUGCUCGGGAUGGUGGACCCGGACCUGCGCGACCUCUACGUGCCGUGCGACCCGCCACGGGUGCCCGCCCCCGACGCCGUCGGCGCGCGCCCGCUCAGGGGGCAGGCGCUGUCCGACCAGCUCGCCGAGAUGGCGCGCCGCGAGGCGGACACGGCCCACGCGCACCCGCACUCGGAUCUGAGCCCGCGCACGCCUCGCCGCACCUCCGCGGCAUCCGGCGGACGCUUGCCGCCGGGCAAGAUGGCGCUCCCCUCGGCGCUGCCGACUCAGCCUCCGCCCCCCGCCGUCCAGGAGGUGCCUCUGCCGUACACGUCCCUGCUCAUGAUGGCGUCGGCCAACUGCGCUGACCUCAUAGGCGGCGCCGACAGGGUGGGUGAUGACGACGAACAACUGCUCUGGGAUUGCGCUGCGCCCUCAGUGCUGCCCACCCAGAUAUGGGACUUCAAUCUGGGAAGGUCAAGGGAUCACGAUGAGAAGUCUGCUCUUGAAGUUGGAUAUGGUUCUAACCAUGGAGGCUUUAUGAUUAAGAGUUAUAGUGACAUGCUUAAGGAAAUUUCUUCGGGGACAACGAAAGAUCUGGAAGAUAUUUAUGACUCAAGAUACUGCUCAACUGCCGAAGAUAUCAUGUCCUCUAAUAUCUGUCAGUUGUCAUCGAAAAAUGUGAGCACCGGGAGCAACAAACGGAAGGUGAGCUCAUGUGCCUCGACGAUGGAUGGACCAACAACCUCCGGGAACCAUGUACCCACUUCAGGACGAGCACUCACCAGGGAGAUCUCCUUCGGGGAUCAAAUGGUCUCCGCCCCUGCAGCUGAGAGGCCCGCCGUGAGGAUCGACAGCGAGACGCUCGCGCAGAACAGGGACAGCGCGAUGCAGCGGUACAGGGAAAAGAAGAAGAACCGCAGGUAUGAGAAGCACAUCCGGUACGAGUCGAGGAAGCUGAGGGCGGACACGAGGAAGCGGGUGAAAGGGCGGUUCGUCAAGUCGACCGAAGCGCUGAACGCCGGUUACGGCGGAUGA
Molecule: messenger RNA, 1500 nt
Organism: Miscanthus lutarioriparius
Lineage: Eukaryota; Viridiplantae; Streptophyta; Magnoliopsida; Poales; Poaceae
Source: the annotation of a GenBank genome assembly